AUGGGCGGAAGCAGCCUCGGCUCCAAUCCUGGGCUCCAAAGGGCCAAGUUCCGCGGUCGAGAGGCGCGGAAGAAAUUUGUGGAUAGGUCGAAGGAAGAGCCAAUGAUUGGGGGAGGGGAAAUUUUAGAAAGGCAGGUGAAGUAUUUGAUUGACAGCGGUAUUGGCCAGUAUGCAAGGGGGCCGUGCUUUGGGGGCUGUAAUUGGCGCUACCUGUUGAAGGACGCAAGUAUGAAUCAAUAG
Molecule: messenger RNA, 240 nt
Organism: Rangifer tarandus platyrhynchus (Svalbard reindeer)
Lineage: Eukaryota; Metazoa; Chordata; Mammalia; Artiodactyla; Cervidae
Source: the annotation of a GenBank genome assembly